AUGCACAACAUAUUGAUCAGCGCAACUGUUUUGUUGCAAUUCCAAGUCUGUGAGGCAUUCACCUUGCUUCCGAAGUUCAACCACCUUUCGUCGAAAGUUUCUACCUCUUCUUCUGCAUCCGAUUUAGAGAUAGACUCUCUAAUGGACAUGGAUAUUGUGAUAUACUCGACAAAAGACGACCCAGACAGCACCAAACAUCUUGGUGCAUUGCAAGAGGAUGGGACGCUAUCUCCAUUGUCCGUGUGGCAAAACCAACCUGUAUUUGACAAUUUAGUGGAGUUUCUUGUCGACGAAGAAGACCGAUUCUCUCUGAAUGCCGAGAACGUGGAGCUAAUUCACCUUGUAGAAGAAUCGAAUAUUUCAUAUGGAAGUCGUCAAUGCCAUCGAGGUGUUGGAAACCCUCAUGGAGAAGAAAGUGAGCUCUUGUAUUAUGUGGACCAAGAGGUGAUUGAUAAGUUUGAUAUCAAAGUCGUUGUGAAUCCAGAUUUGGAAAUUCUCUGGUGA
Molecule: messenger RNA, 504 nt
Organism: Cylindrotheca closterium
Lineage: Eukaryota; Bacillariophyta; Bacillariophyceae; Bacillariales; Bacillariaceae
Source: the annotation of a GenBank genome assembly